Messenger RNA from Ipomoea nil (Japanese morning glory), 2195 nucleotides. RefSeq lists its product as uncharacterized. The coding region runs from base 67 to 2103 and encodes 678 amino acids. The transcript has 12 exons. The record is from RefSeq and is a predicted model, not a curated record. Lineage: Eukaryota; Viridiplantae; Streptophyta; Magnoliopsida; Solanales; Convolvulaceae.
UAUUCUAACCAGAUGCUAUGUCCAUCGGCGAUAGUUGGAUGAAGCCUUGAGAAAACAAGGCAGAAAAUGGCUCGAUGUUCGGAUUCCGGUGACGUAUCAUCGAUCAAAUUGGAGAGUGAAGCCUGCGACGCGGCGUGGUCAGAGGAACACGAGCGUGUUCCAUUGAAACAACGUCUGAAAUUGCUCUUGGCUACCAAGCGCCUUGCCAAAUCCGAGCCUGCGACUACUAGUUUUGUUAGAAAUCACAGCAACCAAUGCUACUCACAGGAGGAGAAGGUUGACAUUCUUGAAGUGCAGCAAAAUGGUGCUGGUGAGGUGAAAGAAUGUGUCUCCCGGGCUGAAGGAGAUAAGAGCAUAAGCCAAAGCCAGAUGACCACUGAUAAUAUUAUGUUAGACAAAGUUGAUGCGGUCAACAGUACUUUACUUCAGUUGUUGCCAUCAGACCUUCCCAUAAAAACAAAGGUUUCUGCUGUCAAUAAAUUGAAAAAGUGCUUAAAUUAUUCAUCCAGUGUUGAUGUGGAGACAACAGUGAAGUUAAAGAAGGAGACUCCUGAAUUUUUGGAUGAACUUGAUUUUGUGGUAUUAAAAGAACGACAAAGAAUGCUACUAUCAAGGAAAGCACUUUCUUUGGAAAGGAAAACUAUAGAGGGCACCUCACCGGCACUUUCUAGCUUGGCUGAAGAUAACGGGAUCAAGCGAGGUAAUGGAGUUGGAAAAGAAGAUGAUACUUCCAGUGAUAGGGACUUACAAAUGGCUGGAGAUCGUUCUAAGAUAUCUGAUUUGUCAAACUUCACAGUUCAUGGAUUGAGUGACUCCUGCCAGAAAGAUUAUUCAUCUAAUCUUGUAUCAUCAAAAAGGAUUCAAGGAAAUGAUUGGUUAUACUCUUCAAAGAAAACUCUUCCCGACCAGGAAUCGAGUCAUGGGUUAGAUCUUUCUUCUGAUAGUAGCAAGGCUAGGCUUAGUUCAGCAAUUGUAAAUGUCAAGGUUGAAGCCUUGGAGAGCGUUGAGUUAGAAACUACAGGAAAAUAUGCUACCGAGAAUCAACCAUAUAAUUGCUUCCUUCCAGUGAAAAGAGAACAAGAAGUCCCUAAUGAUUCUUGUUUAGAUAAGCUUGACCACAUGCUGCUGCAAGAGCGAAUGAAAUUAUUUUCAAAGAAGGCAAUUAAUUCUUCAGGAGGUGAUGGAAUAUCAGCUUCUUUGAGCAAAAUAGUGCCCUCUGUGUUUGAUUCCACACCCAUUGCAUUUGCAGCUGCCAAACCACUGAAAAUUAACCGUCCACGAAAGCGGAGAAAGACUGCCACAGAUUCUGUUGAAGAAGCACUGGAGGAAGAUGCUCCUGGACUCCUCAAGGUACUGCUUGAGAAAGGUGUAUCAGUUGAUGAUAUUAAGCUGUAUGGGGAACCUGAAAACAAUGAGGCUCUGGAUGAUUUGCCUACAGAAGAUAGCUUCUCUGAGCUUGAAGAAAUUAUAUCAAAGCUUUUUUCCCGGCGAGAUUCAUUGUUUAAACUUGGUCCGCUGCAUUUCUCAAAGGGAGAGAAGCCUAGCUAUUGCUUGGCCUGUCUAUUUUCGCUUGUGGAGCAGGCACGAUAUUUACAGUUCAGAAAGUGGCCCGUUGAGUGGGGCUGGUGUCGAGAUAUCCAAUCAUUCAUAUUCGUCUUCGAAAGACAUAACAGGAUUGUGCUUGAACGCCCAGAGUACGGCUAUGCAACAUACUUCUUUGAAUUGGUGGAAUCUGUAUCUAUACAUUGGCAGAUCAAGCGACUGGUAACUGCUAUGAAGCUUACUAGCUGUAGCAGGAUCUCGCUAAUUGAGAACAGAGCACUCUUGGUCGGGGAGGACUUGAGUGAAGGAGAAGCGAGAGUGUUGAUGGGAUACGGUUGGAUUCCCAACACUGGACUGGGCUCAAUGCUCAACUACUGCGAUAGAGUUGUUCACGACAGAAAGUACGAGAGGGAUAGUUCAGAAUGGAAGUCCAAAAUCGGGAAGAUGCUCAUUGCUGGGUACAAUGGCGGCAAAAUAGUGCUGACGGACAUUCCAAUGAAUCUUUCUAAAGACAAUGUUGACGAGGAGGAGGACAUUAAAGUAAAGUUAGAAGUGGAUUAAGCUCAGAUAGCUUAAAAUUUUUUGUAAAUACUUUUGAAUUCUUCAGUCAUAUGUUCAACAAUUUGUCCAGGAAUGCAGAAGAUUUGUACUUU